AUGACAGACCCGCUGGCCGUGCUGAACGCAAUUCAUCAAGUCUUGGUCUCCGCAGGUUUACAUGCCGAUUUGUCUUUGCCUACCAUUGCAGUGGUGGGUUCCCAGUCCGUGGGCAAGACGUCUGUGCUGGAGAGCCUUGUAGGAAGAGACUUCCUGCCAAGAGGGACGGGCAUCGUAACCCGAAGGCCGCUAAUUCUGCAGCUGCAGCAGGUGCGCCAAGCAGGAGCUGAACAUCAAGCGCAGAGCGAGUGGGCUGAAUUCCAGCACUGCAACCAGAGGUUUAUUGACUUCAACGAUGUCCGCAGGGAGAUUGAAGCAGAAACAGCCCGCGUUUGUAAUGGCAGUGGCGUCAGCGACGAGCCCAUCCUCCUGCGAAUCUUCUCUCCGACGGUCAUGGACCUGACUCUUGUCGACUUGCCUGGGCUCACCAAGGUGCCCACGGGUGACCAGCCGAAGGACAUAGCCCGGAGAAUCCAGGAUUUGGUGAAGAAGUACGUGGCCAACAACAACACGCUGAUUCUUGCAGUGUCAGCAGCCAACGUGGACCUGGCCACUUCUGACGCCUUGGCCUUGGCCAGAGAGGUUGAUCCCAAGGGUGAGCGCACGGUAGGUGUACUCACCAAGCUGGACCUGGCAGAAGAGAACGGCACGGCCUUCGAAGCGCUGGCUGGCGAAGUCUACCCCUUGCGGUUGGGCUACACAGCCGUGGUCUGCAGGAGUGAGAGGGCCAGCCAGUCCGGAAUGACAUUCGAAGAUGCGUUGAAGGAGGAGCAUGAUUUCUUCGCGCGGCAACCGCGGCUACAGCCGCUGCUGUCGCAGUGUGGGAUCCCCAACCUGGCCCAGCGCUUGCAGUUCCUGCUCCUGAACCACAUCAGGGAGGCUUUGCCCGCUCUUCGCACAAACAUGCAACGGGUGGCAGAGAAGUGUCGCGAGGAGCUUGCAACGCUCGGUGACGAAAACCUCGAGAAGCAGAUGGGGCAAGGGCCGCUUUUGCUUUACCUGAUUUCUUGCUAUGUCCGGCACUUUGGCGACCUGCUAGAGGGUCGAGUGGGGCAUCGAUUGCAGGAUCCUCCGCCAGCUAAGCUGAUUGGCGGCGCUCGUAUCCAUCACAUCUUCCAUCGCGUUUUCGCCCAGGAGAUCCUGCAGUUUGAUGCCUUCACUGGCCUCUCGGAUAUGGACAUACGAGUUGCAAUGAGGAAUGCUGCUGGACCCAAGCCACAGCUGUUCGUGCCGGAGAUUGCUUUCGAAAGGAUGGUGAAGCGUCAAAUUCAGAAGCUGGAGGAUCCCGCGCUUCAGUGUGUGGCUCUGGUUUUCGAGGAGUUGAAGCAGCUCGCCGCUCAAAGUGAAGCCGGCGAUCUGCAGCGCUUCCCAGGAUUACGCGAGAAAAUUCUCGAAGUUGCCCAUGGUGUCAUUCGGCGGUCUUUGCAGCCGACAAACAACAUGGUGUCCAAUUUGAUCCGCAUAGAGAGCGAGUUCAUCAAUGUGGACCACCCGGAUUUCAUUGGCGGCCUGAGAGCUAUGUCCUGUGUCCAGGAAACCCGGCCGGAAUCUCCACCGGCAGUGGAGGCUGCAGAAAGCCGUCAGCCAGCACCACGGGAGGCAGAUGAUGUGAUCCGAUUACCGCCUGUGCCGCUGAUUGUGACACCUGCUGGGGAACCUUCAGAGAAAGAGCGCAUGGACACGGAGCUUCUCAAGUCGCUGCUCUUGUCCUACUUUACCAUAGUCAAGAGGAAGAUCAUUGACUCCGUACCGAAGGCCAUCAUGCACUUCAUGGUGAAUUCCGCGCAGGAGUCCCUCCACGCUGAGUGCAUUGCUGAAUUGUACAAGUCCGAUCUUGUCGCCCAGCUCUUGCAAGAGCCCGAGGAGCUUCGGCAGAAGCGUCGCAGCUGCGAGGCAAAGCUGGCUGAGCUGCAGAAAGCCCAGGAUUUGCUAGCACAGAUUUGCGAUGCUGCUGCCGGCUGUGCAUAG
Messenger RNA from Symbiodinium pilosum, 1968 nucleotides. Lineage: Eukaryota; Dinophyceae; Suessiales; Symbiodiniaceae. The record is from the annotation of a GenBank genome assembly.